AUGGUGGAUUUAGCGAAAACACCGAAUUCUAUUGAAGCCUCUUCGAAGCAGUCGUUAGUUAUCAAUGCGAAACUUGACAAAUUGGUAACCUUGCCUGAUAAGGUUGGUGAACUUUCUACUAAAGUGAAAGGUUUAGAGGAAAAUUCGCAUUCCCGUGUUCGAGAGUCCGCAGAGCUCUUGGCUAAAAUCGAUGGUCUGACCUUGCUGCCAGCUAAAUUAGAAUCUUUGACAUCCAAGUUUGAUCAGCUCUCAAAAUCCACAACUGAGAUGUUCAGCAGCCUCGCGGCAAAAGAAGAGGAUCUCACCAAGAAAAAUGCACUCCUUAGUACUCGUAUCGACAACCUCGAGGAUACCAGUAAAUCACAGGCUGCUGAGAUCACCCGCCUUGUGACAUCAAAUACCGAACUAAAAUUAUGCAACAUAAAUCUGACGGACAGGCUGGCGUCUCUGGAGCGAAACUCUUUAAAUAGCGACUUAAUUAUCUCUGCAGUUCCCGCGCUAGAAGGCGAGGACCUCUUGGAUACAUUUGGCGCCCUGACAACCCAACUCUCUGCUGACGUGCCGCCUAUCGAUGUUCUGGAGAUUGGGCGCAUGAAAAGCACAUUGGAUUCCAACAAGCCCCGAUUGAUUCUCUGCAAACUCAGAUCCGUACAAUGUCGGAAUCGCCUACUUGCCGCCAAAAGAGCUAAAGGCCCCAUUUAUGCAAAUCAGCUUGGCUUGCCGCACGAUCAGCUCCGGACUCCUAUCUUCAUGAACGAGCAUCUGCCCCCUACUCUUUCCAAAUUUCUAGGAAAGGUGAGAGCCUAUGCCAAGGAGAGAGGCUACCGCUUCAUCUGGACUCGAAAUGAAUUGGUAUACGUCAAGCGGGAUACGUCCUCUGAUCACAUCCUAAUAAAAUCUGAGGUCGAUCUUCAAGUACUCUCGCAUCGCACCUGA
This is a messenger RNA of Neodiprion fabricii, 936 nucleotides long. RefSeq lists its product as uncharacterized. The transcript is spliced from 2 exons. The coding region runs from base 1 to 936 and encodes 311 amino acids. NCBI's taxonomy places the organism in Eukaryota, Metazoa, Arthropoda, Insecta, Hymenoptera, Diprionidae. The record is from RefSeq and is a predicted model, not a curated record.